ACAUUUGUUGUACUGACAUUUGUACCAUUUGAUUUUGUACUGGUCCUGACUCAUUUGGGGGAUUUUGACUACUGUCCUGACAAAAAUUGGGGGGAUUUUGUAACUAUCCUGACAUUUUUGGGGAUUUUAGUACAUCCAACAUUUUGGGGGAUUUGUACAUGUCCUGACAUAUGGGGGAUUUGUACAGUCCUGAAAUUUGGGGGGAUUUGUACCGUCCUGACAUUUGGGGGAUAUCUGUACUGUCCUGACAUUUGGGGG
This is a messenger RNA of Staurois parvus, 258 nucleotides long. Lineage: Eukaryota; Metazoa; Chordata; Amphibia; Anura; Ranidae. The record is from the annotation of a GenBank genome assembly.